AUGGGUAAUAGCUGCAAGAAUAUUAUAAGAACUCGACGGGAGAAUUAUUCUGCCGAUAUUUAUAACGAGCGAUUUGAUUUUCGAAAGGACGUGAACUGUCAUGUGGAUAAGCUGAAAUAUUUUAAUGAUAUAUAUGUUAAGAAAAAAGAAAAAUGUGAUGAUAUGAAAAGAAAAGAAGAUGAUAAAUUAUCCUGUUCUUCUAUUGAUGAUGAUUGUUAUUUAAUUCAAAGUAACACUGUUGGUUAUGUUGAUGAAUUAUAUAGUAUCUUAGGUAAUAAAAAACGAAUUACAAUAAAGAAAAAAGUUGAUGAUAAAUCAGAUAUGGAAGAAUAUCUUAUAAUAGAAAAAAAAAUAAAAGUUAAAAGAAAGAAAAAAAAAGGAAAGGAUAAAAAAUAUAAAGAAGAAAUCGAAAAAUAUAUAAUCAAUAAUGAAAAGAAUACAAUCAGUGAAAAAAAAAGGAAUAAUCAUAAAACAAAAGAUAAAAUGAUAAAAUGUGAUAAAGAUAAUAUAUUUGUUGAAAAGAAUUAUAAAAUAUAUAAUCAAAGUAAAGAUGAUCAUUUUAUUUUCCCUUCACCUGAUAAAAAUAAAAAUAUUAAUAAAAAUAAAAAUAUUAAUAAUAAAAAGAAUAAUAAUAAUAAUAAUAAUAAUAAUAAUAAAUCUAGAUCUCAUUCAAAAAAUACUGAAAUGGAAACAUGGUGUAGUUCAUCAAAUGAUAAGUAUGAUAUUUUUGAACAGGACAGAAGAUAUCUCUUAAAAAAAAGAAAAGAAAAUGCUGAUAAGAAGAAUAAUGAAAAUAAUGAAAAGGAAUCCCAGCAUGAUAAUUCCAAUGAUUCAUCAGACAAGAAAUUUUAUAAGACGAACAAAAAAUAUAAAGACCCAUUUGAAUGA
Messenger RNA from Plasmodium reichenowi, 888 nucleotides. RefSeq lists its product as hypothetical. The coding region runs from base 1 to 888 and encodes 295 amino acids. The record is from RefSeq and is a predicted model, not a curated record. The transcript has a single exon. Lineage: Eukaryota; Apicomplexa; Aconoidasida; Haemosporida; Plasmodiidae.